AUCAGAUAAAAUAACAAAAAAAUACAGACCCUACUCCCCAACGUCUAUGACGAAUGCCUAUCAUGCAAUUAAGGAGCAUCGAAUGUCUGUAUGGAAAGCAGCUAGGGUAUACUGUGUUCCGGAAACCACACUUAGACAAAGAGCAUUAGGGAGAGUUGACCCUGAAAAAUUAACAUCUGGAGUUUCUCCCAUUCUUUCCCAAGAGGAAGAAGCUGCAUUGGUUGAACAUUUAAAGGUAAUGGCCAGUUGUGGGUACGGAUACACCAGAACAGAAGUGGUAAACAUGGCCUCAGAAUAUGCCUGCAGUUUGCAGAAACGUGAUAGAGAUCAUCCGUUUUCAAUGAAAUGGUUCAAGGGCUUUAUGCAGCGGUGGCCAGAACUUAACGUUUCAAAGCCUCGAGCAUUAUCGGCUGCCAGGGCAAAGUCAACUUCGGAAGAAGUAGUCUCAAAUUACUAUCGUGAAUUAGAAACCAUUCUUAAGAAGUACGACCUAGUCGAUAAACCUCAGUGCAUAUACAACAUAGAUGAAAAGGGGCUACAAACAGAACACAGACCACCCUGUAUUGUGGGUUCUAAGAUGUCAACAACACCUGCUAUAACAUCGCCCAGAUCUUCUACAGUAACUGUCAUAGGUUGUGGCAAUGCGUUAGGCACACAGAUGCCUCCGUAUUUCAUUUUCCAAGGGGCUCGAAUGAGACAGGAAUUGAUGGAUGGUGCAACGGAGGGUGCUCAAGGCACAGUGACAGACAGUGGUUGGUCGAACUCUGCAGUCUUUCAGACUUACUUAUCUGAACAUUUUCUUAAAUAUGUUCAAAGACCAAAUGAAAACCAACCCAUCCUCAUUCUUUACGAUGGACACAAAUCACACAUCAAUCUAACGCUUGUUGACUGGGCAAAGCGACACAAUAUUGUUUUAUUUGUUCUCCCUGCCCAUACCAGCCAUGUACUACAACCUCUUGACCUUGGAUGUUUCGGCCCAUUUCAAAAAAUCUAUAAUGCAGAAUGCCAUAAAUUUUUACGCGAAAAUCCAUCUUCAAAAAUUACAAGAUAUAAUAUUUGCUCGUUAGCUUGUAAAGCUUAUGCGCAUGCGCUUUCACAAGGAAAUUUGCAGUCCUCAUUCCGGCGCGCUGGAAUUUUUCCAUUGGAUAAAAAUGCAGUGGACCAUUCAAAUUUUGCACCAUCUGUAGUUUUUUCCACAGCAGAAAAAUGUCCAGAUCAAGAUGCAACUUCUUCAACUUCUUCAACUUCUUCAACUCAAGCAAAUUCAAGCACAAUAUCGGAUCCUAAAUCAUUCUUUAAAGUACACACAAAUCCUAUUUUGAACAAAACAAAAUCUGUUCUAGCUGAAAGAAGAAACAUUAGCAAAGUUGUAAGUGGUAAACCAAUUACAGAAGACGGUGUUGUGCAAGAAAUGAAAAAUUACUCUGAAACAAAACAAACGUCAAAAAGAAAAGAAAAAACUACUUCAAGAUGUUCUACAAGUAAGGAAUUAUGUGGAAAGAAAAGAAAACACAGCAUUUCUGAAUCCUCUGAUAUCGAUGAUACAGAGGAUGAAAAAGAGAAAUGCUGUGUUUGUCAACACUUUUGGCCAGAGGAGAUUAAGGAAUGUGACUUAGUGGUUUUUGUAAAGUGGGCUCAGUGUAGCUUUGGAAACUGUAACCAUUGGACCCACUUGCAGUUUUGCUGUAAAACAAGAGUAAUAAGACGUGGAGAUGAAUUUAUUUGUCCCUGUCACAAUAAAUAA
Molecule: messenger RNA, 1744 nt
Organism: Saccostrea cuccullata (small rock oyster)
Lineage: Eukaryota; Metazoa; Mollusca; Bivalvia; Ostreida; Ostreidae
Exons: 1
Coding region: 47-1744 (565 amino acids)
Cellular component (GO): nucleus
Molecular function (GO): DNA binding
Source: RefSeq, a predicted model, not a curated record